AUGGUACGAAGCUAUGAGAAUUAUGAAUUUGGUUUUUCUUGGGGAAUCAUUGUGUCUUAUCAAUCAAACAGCGUAUUUAUUGAUGAUAAAGAAAUAAAUGAAUUAUUUAAAGCAAAAAGUGGUUUAGCAGUAGUUCCUGCACUUGAAGACGUUAUCAUAUGGGAUGUUAAGAAGGGAGAAAAAGUUUUUAGAUGGCGAGAUGCAGACGGAAAAGCAGAGACAACAGUGAUUAAGCAAAAUAAGGCAAAUAAAUUCAUGUUUGCAGUAGGAUAUGGAGAUGGACUAAUUCGCCUUUGGUCUCUUGAUAAAGACCAAGUUUUAAUGAAAUUAAACGCUCAUCGAUCCAGUGUAACAGCACUUGCUUUUGAUAUUACUGGAACAAGGCUUGCUAGUGGAUCUCAUGAUACAGAUAUUAUUGUUUGGGAUAUUGUUUCAGAAAUGGGUUUAUAUCGUUUACGUGGCCACAAAGACCAAAUUACAGGAUGUCUAUUUCUUCGUACUCCUCUUGAGGAUGAAACAGGAUUUAUUGAUCCAAAUGAAGAUAGUUCAUGGAUCAUUAGUGUUAGCAAAGAUUCUUUCAUUAAGUUAUGGGAUCUAAAUACUCAACACUGUAUAGAAACACAUGUUGCACAUCGUGGUGAAUGUUGGUCUUUGGGCGUCAGUCCUGAUCAAAAGAUAUGUGUAACAGGUGGAUUAGAUGGCGAAUUAAAAAUUUGGAAUAUUCAGCUAAGUGUUUUUGCCACUAAAACAGAAUUAACUGCAGAAACAUACCAUCGAUUAACACUCAAAUCUACUCUAAUAAAAGAAAGCAAAGAACGUGUAACUACGGUUGUAUUUCAUCCACAAGGUGAUAUGUUUGCAUGUCAUGGAGCAGACAAAAUGAUUGAAAUAUAUAAAAAAAGAGAUGAAAAGGAACUUAAAAAAUUAUUAAAUCGAAGAAAAAAGAGAAGCCGUGAAAAAGAUAAUAAUAAUGAUGAAAAUAUUUCAUUAAAACCUGAAGACGAGAUUGUUUUAUAUACAAGUAUUAGAACAUCAUCUAAAAUUAGAUCUAUUGAUUGGGGAUUUUUUGGACAAAAUCCAAUUAAGAAACAUGUUUUUCAGUUACUUGUUUCACUUUCAAACAAUAUUAUAGAAGUAUACGAUAUUCCUGUUAUACCUAAAUUUAAAGCUUCUAAUCCACCAGAAUGUUUAAAAGCAUUUUCUAUUGAAAUACAGGGUCACCGUUCUGAUAUUCGUUCUUUGUCAAUAGAUUCUAAUGAUGAGAUGUUAGCGUCUGUUUCUAAUGGAAGUUUAAAAAUUUGGAAUAUAAAAACAGGAAAAUGUAUAAGAAGUUUAGAUUGUGGUUAUGCAUUAUGUUGUAGUUUUUGUUUGGAAAAUAAAUUUGUAAUUUUAGGUACAAAAGGAGGUCAUCUAGAAUUAUUUGAUAUUCCUUCUAGUACUAUGAUUGAACGUGUUGUAGCUCAUGAAGGGUCUAUUUGGUCUCUUAAAAUUCAACCAAAUAAUCAAGGAUUCAUUACAGGAAGUGCUGAUAAAACAGUUAAAUUUUGGGAUUUAAAGAUUGACAAGAAUUCUUUAGAAGAAGGAGUACUAAAACUUUGUAUAAAGGAAACGCGCGUUUUAAAAUUAACAGAUGACGUUCUUUCUGUUUGUUUUUCUCCUGAUGGUCGUUUAAUUGCAGUAUCGCUUUUAAAUGCUACGGUCAAAGUAUUUUAUACAGAUACUUUGAAAUUUUUCUUAUCAUUAUAUGGACAUAAACUUCCUGUUUUAGCUAUGGAUAUUUCUUCAGAUAGUAAACUUUUAAUUACAUCUUCUGCAGACAAAAAUAUAAAAAUUUGGGGUUUAGAUUUUGGGGAUUGUCAUAGAAGUAUUUUCGCCCAUCAAGAUAGUAUUAUGCAAGUUGCUUUUGAAAAAAAGGGUCAUAAUUUUUUUUCUACAGGAAAAGAUAAAUUAAUUAAGUAUUGGGAUGGUGAUAAAUUUGAAAAUAUUCUUAAAUUGGAAGGGCAUCACAGUGAAAUAUGGGCUUUGGCAAUUAGCAAUAAUAAUCAAUUUAUAAUUACAGGUAGUCAUGAUCGUAGCAUAAGAAUAUGGUAUCAAACUGAUGAACCAAUUUUUUUGGAUGAACAGAAAGAAAAAGAAUUAGAAAAGUUAUACGAGAAAGAUUUAGUUGAAAAAUUAGAUAAAUAUGAAAUGAAUGAAAAUAAAAAAGUAGAUGAGCUUGCUUCAGCUGGGAAACAAACUUUAGAAUCAGUAAUUGCAGGAGAGAAAAUCAUCGAUAGUCUUGAAAUCGGAAUAAAGGAUAUAGAAUUAAUGAAAGAGCAUGAAGAGGCAAAAAAAAAUAAUAGUAAUUUAAAAAACCCCAUUAGAAAUCCAAUAUUUAUUGCAAAUGGAAAUAUUUCUGCUGAAGAAUAUGUGUUAAAUGUACUUGAAAAAAUUCAUUCAAGUCAUUUAGAAGAUGCUUUGCUUGUGCUUCCAUUUAAAAGUGUAACGUAUAUGUUUGUAUUUAUUGAUCUUUGGGCAAAAAAGGGAUGGAAUAUUCAAUUAAUAUCUAGGAUUUUGUUUAUUCUUUUAAAAAUACAUCAUCAUCAAAUUGUUGCAAAUAAAAAUAUGCGGUCUAUGUUAGAUUCUAUUAGAAUCAAACUACGUGAAGAAUUACAAAUUCAAAAAGAUAUGAUAGGUUAUAAUUUAGCUGCUUUAAAAUAUAUCCGUCAAAAUUGGGAAAUUCAACAUACGAAAGAAUUUUUUAGUGAAGAAGAAUAUAAAAAGCAAUUAGAAAGUGGAAAAAAACGAGUCUUUUCGACACUAACACUAUAA
Molecule: messenger RNA, 2811 nt
Organism: Pneumocystis jirovecii RU7
Lineage: Eukaryota; Fungi; Ascomycota; Pneumocystomycetes; Pneumocystales; Pneumocystaceae
Product: snoRNA-binding rRNA-processing protein DIP2
Exons: 7
Coding region: 1-2811 (936 amino acids)
Biological process (GO): maturation of SSU-rRNA
Cellular component (GO): small-subunit processome; Pwp2p-containing subcomplex of 90S preribosome
Molecular function (GO): protein binding; snoRNA binding
Source: RefSeq, a predicted model, not a curated record